Cooperia oncophora is the source of this 735-nucleotide messenger RNA. Lineage: Eukaryota; Metazoa; Nematoda; Chromadorea; Rhabditida; Trichostrongylidae. The record is from the annotation of a GenBank genome assembly.
AUGAAAAACUUUCAGGACACCGGCUAUGAAGUACUCCCUGAAACAGUGAGGCCUACUGAAACACACAUCGGUGCAGUGAUACGGAAUGCACAGAACUCACUCGCUUUUCGGUUAUGGGGUUUCAAGGACUCAAUACAAAUUCGGAUAGAUGAAACUGAUACUGCAAUCCGGAAGCGGUUCUUCCCAGAGAUGGCUCUCAAUGGUCAAUGGCCUCCCGAGAAGUUGCCAUUCUCUUCCGUUGAUGUGAAACCGGACUCCGUUCAUGUUACUACUGGUGAUAAGAAGUUGAAGGUCGUUGUUACAUACAAACCUUUCAUGGUGGAGAUUUACAAUGAUAAAUUAGAGCUCAUUGCCCAAGUGAAUCGCGACGGAAAGCUGAUGGUAGAGGAAUAUCGUCUUAAAGAGGAAGGAAAGGAGUAUCCCGAAGAUUUCUGGGAAGAGAACUUCAGAUCACAUAGGGAUUCUAAACCUUUUGGAUCCAGUAGUGUUGGGGUUGACAUUUCAUUCGUUGGAUUCCGUAAUGCGUAUGGAUUGCCGGAGCAUGCGGAUUCGUUCUCGCUGAAAUCUACCGCAGGCAAUACGGACCCCUUCAGGCUGUACAAUCUGGAUGUGUUCGAAUACGAGCUGAACAAUCCCAUGACACUGUACGCUGCUGUACCAUAUAUUGUGGCGCAUAAAGCGAAUGCAACAGUUGGAGCACUUUGGUACGUUAUUUGCUGCCGAAACAUGGAUUGA